Messenger RNA from Oryzias latipes (Japanese medaka), 1734 nucleotides. It is a transcript of the gene krt18a.1, whose product is annotated as keratin 18a, tandem duplicate 1. The record is from RefSeq and is a predicted model, not a curated record. Gene Ontology annotation, cellular component: keratin filament; cytoskeleton. Gene Ontology annotation, molecular function: structural molecule activity. Gene Ontology annotation, biological process: intermediate filament cytoskeleton organization. Lineage: Eukaryota; Metazoa; Chordata; Actinopteri; Beloniformes; Adrianichthyidae.
UCCCCUCUGCUACUGCCUUCAGUGUGUGAGCUCAGAUUUCUGCCUGCCCAGCCUGCGCCUCUGUCUCCCUCCCAGUCUGCCUCAGUCAGCUGCAGCCAUGCAAACCUCCAGGCAAACCACCUACUCCGUGCGCUCCUCCAGCAGCAGGCCGUCCGCUGUGUCGGCCAGCCGUGCCUCCCUCCCUGUCUACAGGGCCUCCAGCAUCCAUGGAGGCGCCGGGGGGAGCCGCAUCAGCGUGUCCUCCAGCAUGCGCUCCUCUCUGGGGGCUGGGAUGUCCUCUGGAGCGGGGGGCUUCUCCAGCGGCGUCCAGGUGUGCGGGAACAGCGCAGACAUCAUGGGAAACGAGAAGUUUGCCAUGCAGAACCUGAACGACCGCCUGGCAAACUACCUGGAGACGGUGAGGAACUUGGAGCAGGCCAACCACAAGUUGGAGAUCAAGAUCAAGGAGGCCCUGGAGAAGAGUGGCCCCGACUUCAGAGACUACAGCAAGUACCAGAGCAUCAUAAACGACCUGAGGAAGAAGGUAUUCGAUGCGACCACUGAUAACGCUCGCCUUGUCCUGAACAUCGACAACGCUCGCCUGGCCGCCGAUGACUUCAGAGUGAAAUACGAGUCUGAGCUGUCCAUCCGCCAGUCCGUGGAGGCCGACAUUGUAGGGCUGAGGAAGCUCAUUGAUGACACCAACCUGAGCCGCAUGAACCUGGAGAGUGAGAUCGAAGCCCUGAAGGAAGAGCUCAUCCACCUCAAGAAGAACCACGACAAUGAAGUUAUGGAGCUUCGUACCCAGGUCUCACAGUCAGGAGUCCACGUUGACAUCGACGCUCCUAAGGGUCAAGAUCUGGCACAGAUCAUGGCAGAAAUCAGGGCCAAGUAUGAAAAGAUGGCACUGAAAAACCAGGAAGAGCUGAAAGCGUGGCACGAAACUCAGAUAAUCGAAGUCCAGACUCAAGUGUCACAGAGCACAGAAGCCCUGAAGGGCGCGCAGACGGAGAUGAACGACCUGCGCAGACAGAUUCAAACCCUGGAGAUCGAGCUGGAUUCACAGAGGAACCUGAAAGGCUCGAUGGAGGGCACGCUGAGGGAAACGGAGAUGCGUUACAGCAUGGAGGUCGAGUCGCUCAACAGCAUCAUGCUGGGCCUGGAGGCAGAGCUUACGCAGCUGCGGAACAAGAUCCAGCUGCAGACGCAAGACUAUGAGGCUCUGCUCAACAUCAAGAUGAAACUGGAGGCAGAAAUCGCCACCUACAGACGGCUGCUGGACGGAGAAGACUUCAGGCUCCAGGAUGCUCUGGAGGAGCAGAAAACCGUGAAAACCAAAGUGAUGACCGUCACACAAACCCUGGUGGACGGCAAGGUGGUUUCCUCCAGCACAGAGACCAAGAACCUCUAAGACCAGCAGUGAAACCUUUUCUUUGUCAUUUCAUGUUUAAGAUAAGCCUGCAGACAGAGUAUACGACCAUUUUCACUUCUUGGUGACGGCAGAUGCAGAAAACAAAUAAACAAGGCCAAAUCAGAAGCAUCUUUAUUUAUUUCAUCAUGGUUUAUUUAUGUGGGGUGACCUGCAACCGUUUACAAACGUUCAGAGGAGGGGACAGCAAAGAUCCAGAGAAACUUCCAGAAAAAACAAACUCCUUUUUCUUUUUUACAUUUUCAUCAUCAUCUUUGUUUUUCUUCUGUCCGGUCUGCCGGCUGUUCUGAGCUGAUGAAACAUUUCAAUAAAUACAUUUGGACAUA